AUGCCGCACGGUCUCACAGUGCUCACCGCCACGAUGACAGGGGGCGUAGUAGGAGGGCCUGCUGCUGCGGGAACGGCAGGGGGAUGCUGUGGGUGGUGCCCGUGCUGCCCGUGCUGCCCCACCCCUGUAGCCGUACCCGCCGCUCACGCCGGCAUCACUGUAGGUGGAGGCGCAGUGCCCGGAGCAGCAAUGGUACCGGGCGCAGCAGUGGCACCGGGAGCAGCAAUGGCGCCUGGUGCAGCCGUGGCGCCCGGCGCAGCAAUGGUGCCUGGAGCUGUGCCGGGAGGCUGGGGUGCAGGAACAGCUGCAGGAGGAUAUGGAGCUUCAAUGGCCCCAGGAGCUGCUGGCGCUGCUGGGGCAGGUGGCUACUACGGCGCCGCCACGGGGACCCCGGCACUAGCAUCAAUGAUGGCGUGGUUCAGUGGGGCGAACGACCAUGCUGGCAAGCUCCUUAAAAAGUUCCGAGACGGGACUGGCUGGCCUGAAGAAGGGGAAGUUUCAAGGGGAGAUGAUAGCGGCGACACAACGUCUGCUUCAGAACCCGGUGAUGCCAACAGCCGCCGAAGUUCCAUGGGCAGCACAGUUAGACGCGUGAAGCGAUCGCCCAACGACUCGCUCAGUGAGAGCGGCCAAAGUACCGGCUCCUUGGACUUCAUUUAG
Messenger RNA from Besnoitia besnoiti, 660 nucleotides. RefSeq lists its product as uncharacterized. The record is from RefSeq and is a predicted model, not a curated record. Lineage: Eukaryota; Apicomplexa; Conoidasida; Eucoccidiorida; Sarcocystidae. The transcript has a single exon. The coding region runs from base 1 to 660 and encodes 219 amino acids.